Messenger RNA from Haliotis rufescens (red abalone), 8153 nucleotides. RefSeq names its product cytochrome P450 3A8-like. The coding region runs from base 76 to 1617 and encodes 513 amino acids. NCBI's taxonomy places the organism in Eukaryota, Metazoa, Mollusca, Gastropoda, Lepetellida, Haliotidae. Gene Ontology annotation, molecular function: steroid hydroxylase activity; iron ion binding; heme binding. The record is from RefSeq and is a predicted model, not a curated record. The transcript has 13 exons.
GACUAUAUAUAGGCCAAACAAACGUUCAGAUGCAGAUCAGUAGCUGCACAGUGUCAAAACCGGAGCUUGCCGAAAAUGGAGGUGUUUGGCCUGCUCGACGUGCCUCUUUGGUUGUUGAUGUUGAUUGGCGUCUUGACAUUAUACAGCACGUACAUGUCCUGGCAUCAUGGGAUCUUCAAGAAGCUGGGGAUAGAUGGCCCCCCUCCCAGGCCCAUUGUCGGCAACCUGAUGACCAUCUUGAAGAGUGGAAUGCAUGGAGCUGACUUGUACUGGUGCCAGACUUAUGGAAAGGUGGUGGGGAUCUUCAUGACCCGGUUGCCGAUGCUUCUGAUAUCAGAUGACGAGAUGAUGAAACAGAUAAUGGUGAAAGACUUCAACCUUUUCCCCAACAGACAGGAGAUUCCCAAGGCAAUGGUUGGCUUCCCGAUGGAUCAGUCUCUGGUUUUCUCAAAAGAUGACCAUUGGAGAUUCAUUCGGAACUUCAUGACGCCAACGUUUAGUGCAGGCAAGCUGAAGAGGAUGAUGCCGGUAAUCAACAGGAUGAGUGACAGGCUGGUGGACCUGUUGACCGAGCGGGCGGAGAACAAGGAGGAGGUGGAGAUAAAAAAGUUUCUGGAGAAGUACACCAUGGACGUGAUAGCUGGGACUGCAUUUGGAAUGGAUGUCAAUGCCCUCAACAACGAAGACGACCCAUUUGUCAAGAACGCCAAGACCAUCCUGUCUAAUGGCCUGAACUCAGCAUACAUUGUUUUUAUAACCUUCUUCCCCUUCCUCAUCCCACUGACGUCGUUGCUUGGUUACCACUUGUUCCCUGAAUCCAACAUGAACUUCUUUGUCAAGGUGACCAACAAGAUCCUUGAGGAGAGGAAAAUUGAUCCAUCGAGCAGCAAAUACACAGACUUCAUUCAGCUGAUGGUGAAUGCAGACGAGGAGAAGCGACAGACGAUGCAACAGAAUGGUGGAGACACUUCCAGCAGCAAUGGCCAACCUGCAGGCCUGACCAGGGACGAAAUUAGUGCUGCCGCGCUGCUGUUCUUCAUCGCUGGCUACGACACGACUGCUUCUACCAUGUCUUUCUGCGUGUAUAACAUCGCCACCCACCCCGAGGUGCAGGAGCGGCUGGUAGCCGAGAUAGAGACUGUGCUGGGGGACCAAGAGCCGGAUUAUGACAGUAUUCAGAAACUGGAGUACCUGGAAAUGUGUUUGUCAGAAACACUCAGGCUUCACCCCGCUUCUGUCAGGGUGGAUCGAACCUGCACCAAGGACAUGGAGGUCAAGGGCGUGAAGAUCCCCAAGGGCAUGACAGUGGGGAUUCCCAUCUAUGCCAUCCACCACGACAGUGACCGCUGGGACAGGCCUGAAGAGUAUGACCCAGAGAGAUUUAGCGCUGAAAACCGGAGCAAGCAUGGCCCAUUUGACUACCUUCCAUUUGGAAAUGGACCCAGGAACUGUAUCGGAAUGAGGCUUGCUUUAGUGGAGGCAAAGAUAACACUUAUCAAGCUUUUUAAGAAUUUCAAAUUCUCAUCAAGCUCAAAAACACAGAUUCCCCUGACGUUCAUGCUGUCUGCAUUACUGAGGCCUGCUCAGGGUCUCUGGAUCCGGAUUGAGAAGAGGUAGACGAUUUGUCUUGAAUGUGUGACAGACUAGGGCCAAAACAGCAGCUUUUGUAUUUCAUGUAUGACCAUGUCCCUCAUUUGAAUGUUACCAUGUUGGUAUUGUGAUUUUAAUAUGACUUAAAACAGCUUUAAUACUGGAAUGGCAGUGAAAUAGUGAUAAAAAAUUGUUUCAAACAAGUAAAUACAUAUAUUUUUUCAUGUUGAUAUUGGUUAUUUUACAAAUGUCCUUCAAAAUGAUGUGUGGUAUUCAACUGAAGCAUGAAAUUUGAAACCUCUGAAAUGACCUGAUUAUCAAACAUGUAUUCCGGGAGCCACUAUAUCUAUGUACACCGAUUGUUUUCAACUAACCACGAUGUUGGAAACUGUCUUGUGUUUAUUUUGUUGUAAUGUUUACUAUAACAUGUCUUUAGUGUAUGUCUCUUUUAGUGUUCUCGUAUUGUUUAACCUUGAAUGUUGACAUUUAAUAUUUUACUAUUACCUAUUACCAAUAUUAUUUCUUUUAUUUGAUUAAAGGAUAAUUUCAAACCACAUUAUACAACAAUUUAUUUUAAUUGAAGGUUCAAACCAAAUUAAUUUUCCCAAGAAGGGCUUCUCAGUGUAUUCACUGAUCCAGGUCUUAAUUCCUCUUUCAUGCAAAUUAUUUGAUAACCAGCGUAUUGACUUGGUGUAGAUUUUAACAGGAUUUUCUUAAAGGGGGCCUUGAGUUUAUUUAAUUAGCAACUUCAUUUGGGGUUGGGGUGGUAUGUUUUCAAUAUAUAUGUUCAAUUACAGAAUUUGUUCAAAGGAGGUGGAACUUUUCAAUUUUUACCUUCCUUUUGGUAGACAAAAUGCGAGAGUAUUUGCAAGGUCUAUAAUUACAUUGAGGUAUUUUCAAAUGGAGGUGGGGUUAAGUGUGGGGUUUAGACUCCAGGAUAGUUUUCCAUGAUCAGCAGUUACAAACACAAAUAAUUGGUGCUCUUAUAUGUUAGCUAGAACUUACCAAAGUUUUCAUGCAUUAUAAUUAACAGUUUUCCAUGAUGAGCAGUUACAAACACAAACAAUUAGUGCUCUUAUAUGUUAGCUAGAACUUACCAAAGUUUUCUUUAAGCAUUAUAAUUAACAGUUUUCCAUGAUGAGCAGUUACAAACACAAACAAUUAGUGCUUUUAUAUGUUAGCUAGAACUUAACCAACUUUUCAUUAAGCAUUUAAUCGAAUUAUAAUUAACAGUUUUCCAUGCUGAGCAGUUGAAUACACAGAAUAAAAUGCGGUAUAUGUAUAGUAGAGAGAAUCUAUCAAGUGACUCUAUAUGUUGAUAGAGCCUUUCCCAACAAUUCUUGAUUAGACUUUGAUUUUGAAAUCCUGGUUGCAGGAAUGUGUGUUUGUUAACCUGUAGAGGUAGCAGUGCGGUACAGAAUAGGCUGUGUACGAAGUUCAUGUUUCCAUGGAACUGUCUUUGUUAGUUAGUCAGUGUCUAAGUUUUAGAGAAGACAUGAAAAGGUGCUCAAGAUUUAAUAUCUUGUUCCAUGUAGUGAACACAUGUUCAGGCUUUUCCUAGACCUGCUCACAGGCCGAUAUUCGGCGCCAACUCUGCAGCUCACAUCAGUAAACUUUCCUUAAUUGGAACUAAAAGUAUCCAAAUUCAUUUAUAACGAGUAUGUUAUACUUUUUAGACGUGACUUGUAUUUCAAUGAUAAGGAGACCAACAAUGAACAAGAGGCUCAGAUGAUUAAUUCUACGUUAUUGCAUUAAAUUGUGCAAUUAAACUGAGUUAUGAAAACAAGAACUUAAGAAAGAAUAUACAUUUUUAACAAAAUAAUUUGUUUCCCCAAUAUGCUUGCCAAGAGCACUUUGUUUGGGAUCCUACAUAAAUCCCUGAUAAUUUUGCAUUCAGGAAACAGGAAGGAUUAUUUUACGUGUUUUUCAUUUUGUUUUGUAUUUUAGUGUCUGUAGAUUCCUUAAACCAAUUAAUACAAGGUGUUGCCUCAUGCUAGUCUAGGUAAGUCGUUUUAUAAUUUUGAUGAGUUGGCUUAUAAAGUUUUGUACCCAUAAUUCAAUGAAGUUGGAUUACACAGAAUUCCUAUGAUAAAAGGCCAAGAGGUAUGUGAGUUAUGACAGCCAUUGUACGAAUGGUAAAGAGUGCCUUGUGAAACACACCCAAGAUAGGUCCAUGCAUUGCAAUGCAAAUAUUGAUAUAUUAUCAUGAUUUUUUGUUGUAUAUUCUAUGUGUGUGAAUUCAGAGCUAGAUGUUAGCACUAACCUCAGUUGAAAUGUAUCAUGCCAUUUUCUUCCCUAUUGUUUACAAGGCACUCACUGCACACGCACUGCAAAGGACACGAUGUGAUAGGAGCCCUUUCAGCGCAACGGAUCUUCAUAAUUUAAGAAAUGAGGAAAUCGUUUUUUUGAAAUCGUUAUUAAUGUUAUCAGAUGUGUUAUUAUGAAUCUGAAUUAGAUUCAUUUUAUCAAUUUGAUGUUCGGACUAAUAACUACACUAAGGUUAGGCUAAGAAAUGUGUCAAUAAAGCUGAGCUUUGAGGUUUUCAGGAAGCAUUUUUCUAAUAUUUGAACAUGAGCAGUUUUUGACCAAGCCGAAUUCCUGAUGAGAUGUAGAAUAAGAACAGUACACAUAUUGUACAAGAUUCAUCUUGGGUCACGGCCUGCUCAUGCUAAGAUUUUUACUUGAAGUUUAAAAGUCAACCUUUUAUUUUGACGUGACGUGAGAUAGCCUAAACACAUUGAUGAUUUGAGAUUUGCCGAGCGCGCUCCCCCGCCUCGGCCUCGGUUAAACGGCUCAUCGUCUAUAACGCCCACCAAUUAUUUGGACCCCAUUGGUAGCGUUGUAGCGAGGGACCACUGUACCUUCGUAUCAGAAGUCCAAAACAAGAUUACAAAAGAAAACUACUUGUUUUUAACAUGUCUUAUUGAGAUAUCAUUACAUCACAAUUUUCUGCAACUUUACAGUUUGACAUUUCCUGUAGGGCUGAAAAGGGCUGUUAACCUACCUUGUCCUUUGCCUUUGUUUCUAAAUGCCUGGUAAGGCUAAAAAAAUAAUAGUGUUGAUUCUCAGGCACCACCCACAUCAUCAUAAAGUCUGACGCAUAUUUCGUUUUUAUUUCCAUUUUAAAAUUUUUAAAAGAAUCCUAAUACUUAAAAACAAUGUGCCCGCCUGCUCUAUAUUUUCAAAAGUCAUUGCCUGAGAACCAAUUCUUUUAUUUUCUUAAGCCUAAUGCAACUACUACCAUGAUAAGACUUGCUCAGUUCCCUGGAGGAGCGUUAUUGGCUGUUGCUUUACCGACCAGAAACCUGCUUAUGUAACAGGUGUUGUCGACCAUCCUGUUAUUGUUUUUGAUAACAACUGUUGAUUUGAUUUAAACCACCCUGUUAUUGUUUUUGAUAACAACUGUCAAAUUGAUUUUGACACGGGCUUUUGUUGAAUGAAAUGUUUUUAGAUAGAUACAACACACUAUCACAUUGUUUACAAAAAUCAAGCAAAACACAGGGACCCCCAUGCAACACAAGGCAUCACAAUUCACUGGGCAGAGUUGCUUCCCUUAGUUAUGCCAGGAAAUGCAGAUGGAGGGCUAUAAUGUCAGAUUUGCCUUGAAUAUUAUCUAUGGCUUGUCAGUGACUUACCCUUGCUUUUGGAUUUGACCAUAGUGGCAUGUGUUAACGACAUCACUUCGGGCUUUCCUCCCAGAUUAAACAGACACACUAGGUAAAUACUGCUCAAACUUCAAACUUGUUAUUCUAUAUUUUAAAAAAUACUCAGAUGAUUAUGUACUCAUUUUAAUGUGUAAAUAUGAUUGAAUGAAUUUUUUCUGUUAUUAACAUACUAAAUUUCAGGACCAAAAUGACCAAAUUAUGAUGUACCAAAGUUCCAUUAGCUUCACGGGUAGAACCUUUGUUCGUGUAAUUCCAGGACUCGCUUCAAUGUCUGUGAAGUCAUUGAUACUUAGUUAUCGUUUGCUCAUUGUAAUUAUGAGUAUCCGUCUCAGUAAGCGAAUAUUCUAUGGAAUAGGUCCACUUCUUAGCCUUAAUAACGUGCCAUUGUCUUUAACUGGUGAUUGUACGAGGGCUUCAUUAUUCCGUGUGUUGAUCAAACCUUUACAAAACAACCUUAUACACCAAAUAAAUUAUAAAGGCCAACAGUUUUAUUGUCUACAUAGCUAUUUGCAUAAACCCAUGUACCCUAAUUGCAUGUACCUCUAUUAUACUGAGAUUUUCAUGAUCACUUGUAACAGUAUCUAUUGUACCCUGGGGCAUCUGUUGCUAACCGUAUAACUGCUUUGAUUAUCUAGGUGAACUAAAACGUACUUGUUUGGAUGAUGGCGCUGUUAGCUUGUAUACUGGGUUUCGUGAACAGCAAAAUCUCGUUAAUCCGGAUCAGUGGAAUCAACCUUAUUCGUAAAGGCCGAGGUAUAAUGGGGGCUAGGGCUGGGACAAGUCCAAAGUUACUACCCGGGUACCCAUCCCAUAUUACCCGACCCCACCCAGGUGCCCGCUGUUGGCCUCAAGAGAUAGCUACUAACUGUCCGAUUGGGAAAAGUCUGACCAUAGCCUUGGACAAAAUGUAUUUAGAUACACUAUAAAAAGUUCUGGUCAUCCAUACAUUGAAGUUGACUGAAGUUUUAUUUAUUCAAACUUAUAAAAAUCAGUAGGAAUGAGCGUAGUAGUCAGAGAGAACUGCGAACAUUAGUGACUCGUAGUUUAACCAUAGAGUUCUAGAUACAUGUAUUUGUUGUCAUUAAACAAUAUAUCACGGGACUAACCAGGGGCCCGGGUAGUCCUUAGUGUACCCGGAUCUUACUCAGUACCCGUCCCAGACCUAAUGGGGACUAUUAUGUUCAGCAGCAUCUGCAUAAUUUAAGUUAUGAGCAAAGCUGAAUCUGUCAUCAACGUUGCCAGAAGUGUUUAUGAUAUUGAUUAUUUUUGUUUCAUUACUUGGAUAUUUUGUGAAUUUAACCAAUAAAUGUUGAAUUUAAAAUGUGUAAAAAAGGAAGCAAAUCUUUGACCCGAACCUAUUUUCUCAGCACAUUUGAGAUGAAGAAAAUACAAACAUAUGGGACAUGUCUGAUGAAAUAUUUCAACGUUUUCUGAGACUUAAAAUGUGACAUUUCCCUUUGGCCAAAAUGUCCCGUCCUUUCCUGAUUGGCAUGGGCACCUACCUUCAAGAAUUAGUAUACACGGGAGUUUCCUAUAGCUGCCUGGUAGGAAGGAGUUCCACAUUAACAGGGGCCGGAAUUACGAAGAUCCGCUGUACAAGUUUAUCUGUGCCAAUGCAGACAGAAACAAUUUGAAGCGGCAGUAAAAUAUAUUCAAGUGUUCGCAUUACCUCGUGGUCAAUGUUAUGUAUGUAGAGAGAGGAUGGGUUACAGCUAUACUAACCUUGUCGGUGUGCAAACUGUCGGCGUAUCUUUAUGUACCGGUUAUGUAGACAAAGUGUCCCCGUGUCAAAUUUGCUUAAUGCAUCACGUUUCGCAUGGAACGCACGUGCGGCACGCACUUCUAGGACGCGUGCUCGAAGUAAAGUAUGUAGAGGUUUGUAUACAAGAACAUAUGCUGUGCUUUAACACGCAUUGCCUUACCGUUGACCAGUGCUUUUCCUGUUGACCGCAAAAUGGCAUUGCAAAGUGACACCACUCGGAUGUUCAGGGAAGAAAUUAGAGUAUUGUUGUGAUUGUUAUAAGUUUAAUAUGAGAUUUCUUAUCUGUUUUGCAUUCUUCCAUUGAAACAAUAGUAUGGGUUCAAGAUAUUUCGUUGUGUUUUUCAUCAUAGCUGAGAUGUUAGUUGUACCUGCGGUGUUGUUUUGGUGUUAUUAUUAUCCACAACAGAUUAUUUGGCACGAUUAUGUUUUGUAUGCUAUAUAUUCUUUCCAAAUUCUCAACCUAUGCUCUCGCUUUGAUAUGGGGUGUGUCAUGUGAUCUAAGGCUGUCUUAGCCCUUUCUGAACCCAUUUACCGUUUCUCCUGAUAAUGAUUCUUGGUUUGUCGGCACCAUUCCCGUUCUCGAAUGUACUGAUUUCUACGACCAUUGCCACUGUGGUCUUUCUCCUCACGGGGCGGUAGGGUAGCCAAGUGUAUAAAGCGUUCGCUCGUCACGCCGAAAGCGGGUUUCGAUUCCCCACUUGGGUACAAUGUGUGAAGUCGUCUCCCGUCGACAUAGUGUUUGAAUAUUACUAAAAGCGGCGUAAAACCAUACUCACUUUCUUCUCACAUGAAGCUGACACGCCAUGACUUGAAAUACUGUUCAAAGCGGCGUUAAAAUCAUUCGCUCACUCACUACGUUUGGCUAUGCAAUGUAGGUUUUGAGUUGAAAUCUGCCGAGGGUGAUCAUGUACGAAUUGCCAUUACUACCAAGAAGGGUCUUGGUAAUGGGUUCAUUUAAGACAAAGUAGCUUUAAGAAAUGAUUUUUACUCAAACCACUUGUUGUUGAUGCACUGAUUGACGAGACGGUCCAAGUAACUGCUCCCGAUUGUAUUGAUAUUGUACUUAUUGUAAUUUUUAUUUACACUUAGGUUUGAAAUAAAAAGACAAUAUUAUUAUAUGUCUCAUUUGUGUCUUA